AUGCAUGUAUGUAUUAAAGAAAUGAAAAUUAAAGUGAUCAAUUACAUCUCUAUAUUCUUGAACAAUAAUGGAAAUGUGGUAUUUCCUUGCAAUAAAGCAUCUUAUCACUUUAAAGUUCAAAAUCUCACUAAGUUCAAAAACAGCAAUUGA
Histoplasma mississippiense is the source of this 150-nucleotide messenger RNA. RefSeq lists its product with no specific name. The record is from RefSeq and is a predicted model, not a curated record. Bases 1 to 150 code for a protein of 49 amino acids. Lineage: Eukaryota; Fungi; Ascomycota; Eurotiomycetes; Onygenales; Ajellomycetaceae. The transcript has 4 exons.